This is a messenger RNA of Hemibagrus wyckioides, 5642 nucleotides long. RefSeq names its product polypyrimidine tract binding protein 3 (gene ptbp3). Gene Ontology annotation, biological process: mRNA processing; regulation of RNA splicing. The record is from RefSeq and is a predicted model, not a curated record. The coding region runs from base 265 to 1824 and encodes 519 amino acids. Gene Ontology annotation, molecular function: mRNA binding. Lineage: Eukaryota; Metazoa; Chordata; Actinopteri; Siluriformes; Bagridae. Gene Ontology annotation, cellular component: nucleus. The transcript is spliced from 14 exons.
GCAUGCCAGUGUUAUUUGUGCGCUCAGCGUUAGGAGCAGGAAGUGCUGCCUUUGUGCUGAUAGCGGAGUGAAAUUGUGUUGCUGUGGGAUUCGGAGCUGGACAGAAGAAGAACACGGCUCUGAUUCUGCAGCCUUUUCUCCUCCUCCUCCUCCUCCUCAUGUCCACUCUGCUGGUUCUGCUGGACUCUGGCUGCUCUGCUGUGAAAUGGAUGGUGAUAAUCUGAAGAGCCUGCUGCUUCUACAUUCCUGUGUGGUUGUACUACCAUGAGCAAUUCCACUCCAUCCACAGCUAAUGGCAACGAGAGCACAAAGUUUAAAGGAGACCGACCGCCCUGUGGACCCUCUCGUGUCCUUCACGUUCGUAAAGUUCCCCUUGAGGUCUCUGAGGCCGAGGUCAUCUCAUUAGGAAUCCCGUUCGGAAAAGUCACCAACCUGUUGAUGCUCAAAAGCAAAAACCAGGCUUUUAUAGAAAUGGCUUCUGAGGAAGCAGCGAUCACCAUGGUGAACUACUACACCACAGCCACACCCCACGUCCGCAACCAACCCGUCUACAUCCAGUACUCCAACCACCGCGAGCUGAAGACCGACAACCUGCCCAACCAGGGGAGAACCCAGGCCACCCUGCAGGCCGUGAACGCAGUGCAUUCUGGGAACAUGACCCACUCGGCGUCGGCCAGUGACAGCAGCAUGAUGCCCAGUCAGAGUCCAGUCCUGCGCAUCAUCGUGGAAAAUCUCUUCUACCCCGUUUCUCUGGAAGUUCUUCACCAGAUCUUCUCUAAGUUUGGAACAGUCCUGAAGAUCAUCACCUUCACCAAGAAUAACCAGUUCCAGGCUCUUCUACAAUACGCAGAUCCUAUAAAUGCUCAUCACGCCAAACUGACUUUAGAUGGACAGAACAUUUAUAACGCCUGUUGCACGCUGCGUAUCGAGUUCUCUAAACUGACCAGCCUCAACGUCAAGUACAACAAUGACAAGAGCCGAGACUUCACACGACUGGACCUGCCCUCAGGAGAUGGACAACCCACACUGGAGCCUGCAAUGACCGCAGCAUUCGGGGCUCCUGGAAUCAUCUCCUCACCCUACGCUGGAGCGGCUGGUUUCGCUCCUGUUGGUUUUCCUCAGGCUGCAGGUCUCUCCAUGCAGGCGAUGCCUGGUGCUCUCGGACCCCUCACCAUCCCCACAUCAGCUGUAGCCGGGCGGAUGGCCAUCCACGGCAUGCCUCCCACCGCCCUCCACUCUGUUCUCCUGGUCUCCAACCUCAAUCCUGAUAGUAUAUCACCACACGGACUGUUCAUCUUAUUCGGAGUGUAUGGAGAUGUUCACAGAGUUAAGAUUCUGUUCAAUAAGAAAGAGAACGCAUUGGUGCAGAUGGCAGAUGCGACACAGGCCCAGCUCGCGAUGAGUCACCUGAAUGGACAGCGUUUGUAUGGCAGGGUGAUGCGUGUCACCAUCUCUAAACACCAGACAGUGCAGCUUCCUCGUGAGGGUCAGGAGGAUCAGGGUCUGACCAAAGACUUCAGUGGCAGCCCACUGCAUCGCUUCAAAAAACCUGGCUCUAAGAACUUCCAGAACAUCUUCCCUCCAUCAGCCACACUGCACCUCUCCAACAUCCCACCGUCUAUUGCGGAUGACAUGCUGAAGGAACUCUUCUCCAGUUCAGGAUACACUGUUAAAGCUUUCAAGUUUUUCCAGAAGGACCGUAAGAUGGCAUUGAUCCAGCUAGGGUCAGUGGAGGAGGCCAUUCAGGCCCUGAUCGACCUCCACAACUACGACCUGGGCGAGAACCACCACCUGCGAGUGUCCUUCUCCAAGUCCACCAUCUAGCAGCGUUCCUCUUCCCCUGGACCCCUCAGUGCUGCCGCUGCUCUGAUCACGGGUUUAAAUCGGAGAGAUGAAGCCUGACUGACAAACUUCUGUAACUAAAGACAUGAUUUAAUAUAAACAAAAACUUUAAUGAUGAAAUGUAGACAAAAAAAAAAACAAGAGGGCCUUUGGGUAGUUUUAGAGAUUUUAGGGGUUUUAAAGUUCUAUAAGGAGUUAGAGACUACUAUAUGACCUUCAGGUAGAGAGAAACUGAAGGUUUUUUUUUAGAAGCUGGAGACACGCGAGCUUCGAUUCGUCACGACGAAGUUCUCGUUUUUAUCUGUUUUUCUCACAGCCAUUGCAGCGCAGCCAUGGUUUAAACCGAACUGCAGCAGAAUCUUCAGAGUGAGAGAGAAGCAUCUCUUUUUUUGACUUUGCUGGAGAAGUUUGUCGUGGACGUGAACGUGAACGUGGAUGUUGAUGUGCCUGUAGUGCUAUUAAACUGUUAACGUUUCACCCAGGUGCUCCAUCCAGCUUUCAGAACUGGAGCCUCACUGGAUAGGCCACACCCUCUCUGAAUGUCCGUGAUGUCAUCACAAGGUGCCGCUGGGUUUUUUACCCUGUAGCGACGUUCCCUCAGCACCGCAAGCUCUCUUUCACGUAGCAGUAAAGUGUCUGUGCGACGGACGGGGACCGGUUCUGACACUUCGUCAUGCGUGCUCGGGACCUGUGAAUACAUCCUGAUUUUUGUUCUCCUGUGAAAUGGGUUUCACUUUCAUUUUAAAAAUAUUGAAACGUCGGACGGACGAGAGAAACCUGCAUCGCCUGGUCCGGACCGCUUGGCCACUCAUCUGUGUCCAGCCGAGACGUUUUUAUAGACAUGCACGUCUAUUCCAGGAAAGCAUGUCCGGCUGUCAAUCAUGCUGGAACACUCCAAUCAGCAGAGCCCGGCUGUCAGGAAGCCCCGCCUCCUGUCAUUUAAACGUCAUUAUGAAUGUGAAUCAUGUAGCCCCCCCAACCGCCCCCCCCCCAAAUGAACGAUGGUUUGCUGAUUGGUUCCCUCUCCAUUCGGUGUCCCUCUUGUAAUCAAAUGCUUUUCCUUUUAACUUUUAUGAUUGUUUAUUUUAUUUUUCUUAUUUUUUUUCCAGGUUGCAUCAGAAUCAGAACAAGUCAAACAGACCUGAUUCGAUGUUGCCUUUCUCUCUCUCUCUCUCUCUCUCUCUCUCUCUCUCCUUGCUGUCCCACCUCCACAUGUCCAAAAACCAAAAUAAGAAGAGGCAAAAAAAGCGAGAGAAAGUGCAUGUUUGUGGUGCAGGGAGAAAAGCCGCCCCUACUGAAACGCUGGCUUUAAAUAUCAGCCUGUUCGAGGUGGAAUUAAAUCCAGCCGUGAUUUUUCAGUCAGGGGAAGAAAACGCUGAGAGAUUCUAGUGAUUAAUAAAUGUAGAGGAAAACGAGCUGCAUCCUGAUCCUGCAGAAACACCAGCCAGUAGGGUUGCCAGGUCUGUGUCUUUCAAACAGUGUGGAACACAGCGCUUAUGAAUUCUUGAAUCUGAUUGGUCAGAAGGUGUCUAAGGUUUCUAUAGUAACAGCUCUCUAAGGAGACACUCUGUUAGUGUCACAGCCUCAUGAAGCUUUUGUUUUGUUUUUUUCCUUAUAAGGAUUUCCCUUACACAGACCUGGCAACCCUGACUCUCAGAACAGCCUCAUCCACACUGUCGGUACACAGAGCUCUGGGUCAGGAGCGCUCCAUUAGAUUGGAGACUGCUGGUUCUCAGGAUACAGGAUUCAUCCUCAAGCCUUAAAAUUCCCCACGGAGGGCCUCUAGGUGGCGCUGCUCCUUUUCCUGAGUAAAUUCAACAAAACGAGUUUAUUGAAAACAAAAAGGAAAAUCGUUAAAACGCAGGGCAAGGGACAGCGUCUUGUCUUUUUUUAAAUUUUCUUUUUAUCUUUUUGUGGAUUUUACCUGAAGCGAUGGAUUCCACCCUUUCGCUCCAACGCUUCUCAAAAAGAAACCGAAUUUUUUUUUCUUUGAAGUUUACAGUCUUACAUAAAGCAAAACUAUUCAGGUCUAUUUAUCUUUAACGAUUGUCGAGAUUUUUUGGAAGAAAAAAAAGAAGUUACUUAUUUUUGGUAAUUUGUUCUUUUUUAUGGAGAGAAACAAAACAAAACAACAUGAAAAACAAACAAAACAAACAAACAAAAAAAACUCACCGGGUUUUUGUACCACUAUAAUCAUUCAUGACAUCAUGGUGAAAAAAAAGCAUCAUAUUUACUGUGUAUUUACUUCAUUUUCUUAUUACGUGCCUUAUUAUUAUUAUAAUGUGUUUAUAAUCAAAAUAGGUUUUAGAAAAAAUAUUACCGAAGAUAUCUUAAGUUCUAUUUUGUGCGAUUGGUGAGAGGGUUGUUUUUUUUUUUGUUUUUUUUUUGAGCUUUUUGUUUUGAGCUUUUUGUUUUCUUGUAGGUUUAUUAUUAUUAUUUUUAUUAUUUUAUUAGAUGUGUAUUUUUGUGGGGGCUUCAGUAUUGUGUGGUGUUUUUAUUCCAAACAUAAAUUAAUGCUUGGUGCUUUUGGAAGGCACACUGGAGAAAACCAGGACGAACGGUUCGGUGGGAAAAAAAAAAUGCUUGGUGUUAUGCUGUGGGUCUCCUCCGUCUCGUGUGUGUGUGUGUGUGUGUGUGUGUGUGUGUGUGUGUGUGUGAGAAUCUCUGCUCGUUGUCUCUGCAUGAUGAAAUGCUGUGAAAUGAAAAUCAGGAGUUGGAGAGGAUUCUCUUCUGUUUAAUCUCUCUCGUUAAUCUCGUUAGGCUCAGUGUGUGAUUUAUUGACCUGAGGAAAGUUCCUGGUGUUCAGAGUCCAGUUCUGCAGUGGACCGACUGGAUUUAAUGACCGGACAGACGUCCAGAGUAAUUCUCGCCUCUGUUUUAGACAAACUGCCCCAGCCGGGGGUAACUCACACAUCAUUUCUGAAAGUCUGUGGUCAGGUCUGAGGUUUAAGUGUCCUUUGAUGACCACCUCGCUGUGCUCUGACCACGGCCCUGAAUAGACUGCUGUACUGUACGUUAGGGUGCAUGACCUUUCGCACUGGGCUGUCAGUCAGCGCUCUUAAUACGAGCUCUGGAUGACGAAGAUCUUUUCCUGUGAUGCGUUAAAUAAUAUUCAGGAUCCUGUAUGUUCCAGCAUUUCCUGUUUAAAAAAAAUCCAAUCAAUCUGAGAUGAAACAAUCCUGAUGUAUCUGAGCAGAACGAGAUGAGAUUUGAGGUGUGUGUGUGUGUGUUGGACUUUUCUUAUUUACUGUAUCUUAUAAUCAGAUUGAUUUUAGGGGGCGUGGCCUGUUUUGUGCUCUGUAGUGAUUGUUUUUUUGUUUGUUUCUUUAUAUAUUUUUCCCUCUUAUUUGUAAGGAUGAGAAACUGGAUAAAGUUGGCUUUGGUGUGUGUGUGUGUGUGUGUGUGUGUGUGUGUGUGUGUGUGUGUGAGAAAGAAGAAGCUGGGUUGGUGGUGUGAAGGGCGUGAUGCUGUAUCUGUAAAAGCUUUUCAUUUACACACAGGAGAAAAAGCCAGACUUGUGAUAUUUUAAUGCGGCACUAAAUCCAGCAGUUCACUCUGAUCCUGAUGACAUUUUCCUCUCCAUCACACUCGUCUUUCAUUAUUUAUUUUAUUUUCAUUUGAUUUUUCCAGACCUAACACACAGUUUUUACCCAGUCCAGUCUCUCGACUCAGGCAGCCUUCGUCCGGCCGUGAUGUCCGACACGUUCUGUUCAGAUCCGCCUUCGGGGUUUUGGUUUUUUUUUUUUGUUUCGUUUUUUCCCAAAAUAGUUUUUAUAUUGAAACUAAACACAGAAAUAACG